GGGUGUGUUUCUGCAGAGAGCAGCUUUCGUAAUGCAUCCAUAGAAAACCCCUGUACGCAGACAGACGCAGCCCUGGCGGCACAGUGCUAGGCGUGUAAGUCUUCAGCGUGGAUGACAGCGGAGCUGGUGUCGUUAUUAAAGGCCCUCGGAAGUGGCUGAUGAUACGUCUGCUGAUCCUUGCAACGGCCACACCGUCAUCGGUGGCAGCGGCAGGAGGAACUCUUCCUUGUUCCAAGGAACGUACGAUCAGCCCUCUGUGUACCAGCUCUCAAAUGCAGCUUCUCAAGUCACUGGUGUGACUUCGUAGCGGAGCACCGACUCGGGAUGGUCUCAGCACCGAGGAAACUUGGGGAGUAACCUGGCCUGAAGGUAACCGUGAUGACGGCCUGGUCUAUGGUGGAAAGGUUGACCAUGGAGAAGAGGCGCUCCCAGGAAGACAGAACGGCCGGGCAGGAUGGCGGGCCUUGCAGCGCGGAGUCGGACGAAUGGACGAGUUCGGAGAGUGAGCCUGAACAGCCUUGCGCCAGGAACAGCUGCAGUGCCGUGCUGCGGCCGGGGAAGGAGAUGCCCCACAAGCCCCAUCGUCAGCUCUGCCGCUCUCCGUGCUUGGAUCGACCGAGUUUCUCCCAGAGCAGCCUCCUUCAGGAUCUAAAACUGGAAGACGAUAAAACAAACACGAACAAAGAAUACCAAGCUAAGAUUGAUUUUGCUUUAAAACUGGGAUACGCAGGAGAUCAGAUCCAAGCUGUGUUGAACAAGCUGGGGCCCGACGCUCUCAUUAAUGACAUUUUGGCAGAGCUUGUGAGACUUGGAAACAAGGCUGAGAACGAAGGGCAAGCCAGUACCAGGAGUACCCCCGGCACGGCUGGUACCGGUACAAAGGAGACGGCCAGUCCCGAGCUGUCUCUGGAAGAAGAAGUGGUGGACAGCUCGGACAACUUGAGACCCAUCGUCAUUGAUGGAAGCAACGUGGCAAUGAGCCAUGGGAAUAAAGAAGGAUUUUCUUGUCGAGGCAUUCAGUUGGCCGUUGACUGGUUUCUGGAGAAAGGUCACAAAGAUAUUACAGUUUUUGUGCCUGCAUGGAGGAAAGAGCAGUCACGACCAGAUGCACCCAUUACAGAUCAAGAAAUUUUGCACAAACUGGAGAAAGAAAAAAUUCUGGUCUUCACCCCUUCUCGGAGAGUUCAAGGGAGGAGGGUGGUCUGUUAUGACGAUCGCUUCAUCGUGAAAUUGGCUUACGAUUCUGAUGGCAUCAUUGUGUCCAAUGACAAUUAUCGCGACCUGCAGAACGAAAAGCCCGAGUGGAAGAAAUUCAUUGAGGAACGUUUGCUGAUGUAUUCCUUUGUGAAUGACAAGUUUAUGCCUCCUGAUGACCCCUUAGGACGCCAUGGCCCUAGCCUUGAAAACUUCUUAAGGAAAAAGCCUGUCAUUCCGGAACACAAAAAACAGCCGUGUCCUUACGGGAAAAAGUGUACCUACGGGCACAAAUGUAAAUAUUACCACCCAGAACGAGCCAACCAGCCCUUGAGAUCCGUGGCAGACGAGCUUCGCAUCAGUGCCAGAUUAUCUGCGGGGAAGACGAUGAGCGAAGGCGCCCUGGCUAAAUGCGGAACUGGGACGGGCCUUUCCAAAGGCGAGGUGGCUUCCGAAGUCAAGCGCAUUGCUCCGAAACGCCAGUCCGACCCGAGCAUCCGGUCCGUGGCCGUGGAGCCGGAGGACAGGCUGUCGAUGGCGCGGAAGUCCGAGGCCAGCUCCGUCCCUUCCCUCGUUUCGGCGUUAAGCGUCCCAACCAUCCCUGCUUCCAAAAGCCACGCUGUCGGGGCGCUGAAUACUCGGUCGGCCAGCAGCCCCGUUCCGGGCUCCUCUCAGUUCACGCACCAGAAAUCCUCCCUGGAGCAUAUGGCCAGUGUGCAGUAUCCCCCCAUCCUGGUCACCAACAGCCACGGCACAUCCAUCAGCUACACAGAUCAGUAUCCAAAAUACGAGUCUUUGGGAGACCACGGCUAUUAUUCCAUGCUCAGCGACUUCUCCAAUUUGAGCAUCAGCAGCGUGCAUAAUGCCGAUUAUUACGGGGCGGAUGUGGACCAAGGCAUGUACUCGAGGAAUUCCAGCCCCUGUCCCGACAGUUGCCUCAGCCAUACAAGCAACGAUUCCUACUCUUCGUACAGCGACUUGUAUCUGGGUGUAGGAGAUGGAAACCCUGAAGACAAUGUGAAGGCUCGGCUCCCGCCCCAAACCCGCCUCCAGCCCUUCUCUCACGGUUAUCACGAGGCCUUAACGAGAAUUCAGAGCUACGGCACGGAAGGGUCUAAACUUCUUCCUCGUAAGCACUCGAGUUCCCAUUUAGCUCUGCACGCCCAACACCCGGUCCUUGGGGCACGGUCCAGUUGCCCGGGGGAUUACCCCGGGCCCCCAAACGCUCACCCGUCGGCCACCCCGCAGCCGAGCCGGGCCCUGGUCAUGACGAGGAUGGACAGCAUCUCUGACUCGCGGCUGUACGAGAGCAACCCCACGCGGCAGAAGAGGCCGCCCCUCUGCCGAGAGCAGCACGCCAGUUGGGACCCGUUGCCGUGCCCGACCGACACCUACGCCUACCAUUCCUAUCCGCUGAGCAACAACCUCAUGCAGCCGUGCUACGAGCCGGUCAUGGUGAGGAGCAUGCCUGAGAAAAUGGAGCAGCUGUGGCGCAACCCUUGGGUCGGGGUCUGUGGCGACCUCCAGGAGCCGCACAUCAUCCCGGAGCAUCAGUAUCAAACCUAUAAGAAUCUCUGUAACAUUUUCCCCGCAAGUGUGGUCCUCUCGGUUAUGGAGAAGAACCCCCACGUGACCGAUGCACAACAGCUGGCUGCCUUGAUCGUUGCCAAAUUAAGAACAGGACGUUAGAAAGAAGUUCUGUUCCCACAUUCUGGAUGCGUCCUUAAUGGGAAAAUCCUGUGCAAGCAUUCAGUGGAGGAGGUCUGCGAGAGAUCAUCCUUUGCUUGUAAAUAGUUCCAACCGGUGGUAUGCAAGUCUGUAUAUUAUUGUAGUAAUUAUUUAAGAUGUGUGAAGCAUUCUGUAAAAGCAGACUGUAUUACGAGUAUUUAAAAAUUUUUAAAGCAGGGAUUUUUUUUAAAAAAAUGGCUUUUGACAGGAAGUGCAUACCUUGUGCAUGGAUGUACCAUAUGUUGAACCCAAAAGGUCACAGAUUGGUAGGUCUAAAACAGGUCCUUCAAAAUGGCACACAGUUGCAUUUCAUGAGUCAGUGUGUAGUUUUCAGUACUAAUUGGCCAGUUCAACCAAGGAUGCGUGCAGAUGAAAAUCUUCACAGGAAGAAGCUUGUAAGGAAAUUAGUCUAAGCGGUAGACUUGUCUCAAAGUUGCAAAGGGUUUUUUAAAUGGGUCUCUAGCAUGAAGAGACUCUUUAGAGAUGUCCGGUAUUUGGUGUAUGUUUGAGGGGGGCAUUUUGCACACACUCAAAGUAUCCCUUUGCAGUGAAGAGCAUUGCUCAAACAUUAAAAGGAUGGGAUGGGAAACCAACAUGCACAUGCCUGAAGCAUAGCGAAGUAUCCGGAUAGUUGUAGCUAGUAUCCUUGCAGGUGGAAAACAGUAUUGUUGAUAAGCGGCUUGCCAGUAAAGGAAUUAAAAUAAUACUCAGAUAAUAUUGGUGUGGCAUUAAGAGUUCUAAAUACUGCUGUUGGCGUUUCCAAGCUUUUGAUUCUACCUAGUUCAUCGCAGGCCAAAUGUGGUAAGCAUUCCACAUCUGAUUCGGCUUCCCUUUCCGUGGGGUUUCCGACCCACCAAAGGCCAAGAAAUUGUGCUGGUUGGAUAUGCAGAUCUACCAUUAAGGGGAAAAAAAGACUUUAAAAAAACCCUAAUUGUUGCCGAAGGCAAGCUCAUUUUUGAAGGGGUGCUCCGGAAUUAGAUUUGACUGCCAACUAAAGCGUUUGCACUUUGAAAUCCAUGCAAAAGGUGUGUGUUCACUUCCUGGGAAGGUCAGAGUCGUCCUUCUGUUGGGUGGCAAUCUUUGCGCAAUUGAGUAUUUUUCUGCUCAGGGGGUGGGCAAUUUUGUAGCUCAGUGUCUCCUCCGAGAGGCAUUUAUGGCAGUGGUGGCUUUAUCGUUUUCGUUGUUUUUUUUUUUUUAAACAAAGCUGCACUGACUGGAAGACCCUUUUUAGAUCCAAAUGUGUAUUUCAAUCUUUUGAACCACGACUAACUCGAUAUGUUCUCGAGCUAGGACUUUGUUGACUUCUACUGUAGUUUUUUUUCAUGAAAGUCGAGAAGGCCCGGUUUCUGGCCUUUUGUUUCUUCAUGAGAAGGUGUGACACUGCCUAAAUGUUUCUUACUAUGAAACACACGGAACGUGAGGCUGCCGUCAGGGUUGUUUCUGGUGUUUUGAUAAGGGCUUGCAAGCUGCUUUCAGUUUUUUGUGUUUAUUUUUAUUUUUUUAAAUCUCAGGAGUGGUGGGGUGGGAGACCCAAAAUGACGUCCUGCAUCCUUUACUUGAAAUUUUGCACUGAUGCUCAGGAUCGCAGGCGAUGCUGCUCCAGCUUUGUAUCAGAUGAAUGCACUUGGUGUUGUUCUCCAAAGAGGUCAACAUACCUUAAGUUAGCCAGCCAGCUAAGUGGCACCUGCUUGUACCCCUAGCUUAUACUUACCCCUUCCCCUCCUCGUUUUCCUUCUUUCCUUCCUUUUUAUCUUUUUCUUUUGUCUGCCAUAAAACGAGGUGGAGGGUUUGGGCUCCCCCUGACCCAGGCGGUGGUGUUCUUACCCAGAGUUGGUACGACAGCAGUGGGAAAACGAGAAGAAACUUUGCAAGCUUGUGUUAUUCUGCUUGUUGACACUCGUGCUGAGCUGAGGGGAGGAUGCUGUGCCAUGAAGGAUGAUAGGAUCGGUUCACCUAUCGCAGCAAUUCUUUGGAACCGGAAGGCAUUCCAGGAAAAGCUUGCAUGUGCUGUGAUGGUCAUUUCCAGAUGUGGGAAUGUUUCACAACCAUGUCAAGGUUUGUUUUCCAGGCCUUCUAAAAUGCCAAGUGUUAUAGUCAUUAGGAUUAAUCAGAGCUAACUUUUUUUUCCCUUUCGUUUCCAUUCCUUUCCAUUUCCUGGAAUUGCAGGCUGGCUUCCAGCACGUUGUUCCCGCCUGUUUGAGAUAGUUCAGAGAUGGCACAUCAUGUUAUCCUGAGCAUCAGUAGAUGAAUCCAGAUUUUAGCACCCUGUGUUUUUGAACUUCACCUUGGAAGCACACAACUGGCCCUGGGGUUUAGGUUGUGUGUCAUUAUUUAAAAAAAAAAACCUGGCAUUUAAACAAGAAAAAUGGGGGUUUGAUUAAUGGAUCCUCCAAAUGCAUAGUUUAAUCUGAAUGGGACCCCCUUAUUUGUCAAGUCUUUGCCCUUAAAAAGUUUUUUGUGUGAUGUAGAAGCAGCCAAGAGCAACGCCUCAAAUAACCAGAAACGACCUUUUGUUUGUUGAUACAAAUUGUAUCUCUUUCUUGAUUGUAUAAAAAAAUUGUACAAAAAGCCAUGUGUAGAUUAGCUUCGAUAUCGUAUUUUCAUCACUAUGUUUGUGACACUGUGUGUCACAGGAGAGUAGCCCAUAAAGGAUUAUGAAUCUUUUUAUUUAAAAUGGGCGCGUAACAGUUUAUAGAAUAAAACAUGCACAGCUUUCGAAAUUCACUUUAUUACUGUAUAAUGUGCACAGCAUAUGCGUGUGCACUCACGGGCACUACGGGCUGCAUAAGUUAUAUUAAGUCUAUUUAUUAAAUGAAUGCAUUCUUGCUAUGAUCUGUUUUUGUAAAAUUCCAGUGUUAAUAAGGCUGAUAUUAAUAUUUAUACUUGGAGCUACUACUGACAGUAGAACUGCUGUAAAUUCUGCUUUCGUUUGGGCCAGGGUAGUGCCUGAAGUCACAUUUAGCGUUAAAUUUUGUGCACUCGCAACCUUUUGCAUGGAAAUCACCUUUUAUGUGUAUCUCUCUCUAAAAAUGGGUGUUCUUCCUUUAUUCCUAUUUUUAAGACAAACUUUUCCAGAGUUAUUUCAGAAAAGCCUUUCAGCUGAUCUGAUGCAGAGCAGAAGUUAAUGCAUGAUGGUUUUUUUUAUUGAGGUUUAAAACAUUUUACUCUUGCUGUCCGUAAAAGUUAUUUGUUGAGUUCUAGAUAUUGUUCGUAAAAACCGUUAGGUCUCUUGAGUGCUCUCUCAGGGAGAAAUACUGCUGGAGAAAGGACAUAGUGUAAUAGAACUGUAGCACUCUCUUUUUUUUCCUUGAGAAAGGGGACCCUCUUUUCUUCUCCACUGCCCCAAAGGGGGAGGACAGAAAUCCUGCUUGCCCAUCAUUUUCCCUUCAGUGAAACUUUGAUGUGUUUGGUUUCUUUUUCUCCCCCAAACUUUUCCAGUACCAGUGCAGAACGCAGUAUGUUUCCCUGUCAACUGAUAAUGCAGCAUUUCUUCUAACGUAGAAGGGAUGGUAUAAAAAUAAGUCACAGACGCCUUUGUUGUAAAUAGAAGACGUUGCUUUAAAAUGCUCUUUUUGAGAGCACAGUAUUUAAUUUUUUUAAAUUGUGUAUCAAACCACUAUAGCAUAGGUAUCCAUAAAUUAAUUUUAAAAAAAAUGGCCCAGUGAUGUCCUUCUUAUAAAAUAUUUAUUUCAACUCUGUGUAAUUUAUUAUUGAAGAGUGCUUCAUAGUGAGGUUGUUUGGCAACUGAUGUGUGUCUAGAAAAACCAAAAGGGUAGUUUUGGAAUGCUGGCUAGAGUGCGGUGAUUUUUGUAAAUAAUCGUUUUAUUUAAUAUUGUGCUUGCUUGUGCACACAAGGUUCUUCGGACUACUGUUAAGUCUUGUUCUUGUACUGUUAUGCUGCAGUAACUUGCUUUCCUUAUUGGUAGAACCAAACAUUACCGUUUGAUUGUUCUUGUAAAAAUUUAUACAAUCUCUUUGGGUUUUUUUGUUGACCCAAAUAUAACGUAAGUCUCAAUGACAAAGAAUGAAGGGAGGACUUGACAGCCGAUGGCCCCGAUUCAGCAGGACGUGUGUAGGAGGCUGGGUUUCCAAAGUGUGGCAGAAAUGGAAGUGUGUCCCAGGACCAACCUUGAAAUCGUUGGUUGCAUCACGGGAUUUUAAAGGGGAAGCACACACACCCCCCAUUUUGGGGCCGCUAAUACUCUGAAGCUGAGUCGGGGGCCAGUAUGUGGCGUCUCUAAUCAGGACCUUCCACUCUCUACAAUCUGCAUGUUUUAAGGCAUUUGAUGGCAUGCGCAUGCAUGAUGCCUCUGUAAAAAGUGUUUCUGUGAACGAAAAGGCUGAGAGACCUCACCAAACAUCAGCUUGUGGAGUUGAGGGUGGGUAGAAGCCAGUUUUUCCUUUCCUGCGAGAAUCAAUGCCUUUGUACGUUGCAUGAUCCUUGCUUGACAAGAAGCAACCUUCCUCCGUAGGCUGGUUGUCCGGAUGUCCCUGUGAAACGUAGCACAAAGGUGGCUGAAGCGUCCUCUCCGCUGGGCCCAGCAUCCCUUUGGCUGCUUUCUGACACCGCAGAAGUCAUAGGAGUCUUGCUUGAGGUCACCCAGUCCUCUCCAGAGUGUCCCUCAGUCCUAGGCAGGUAGAGGGAGCGCUCAACUCAUGCUUAUGAGACUCUGUUUUUAAGGAGGGAGGAGCAGUCAGCUCCACGUGAAUCACUAGGGUUACAUCCUGCCAAAUAACUUCCUGCAAAGCAGCACAUGUACCAAACAUCAAUGUUUCACUAAUCAGAGCAUUAGUUUCUCGUUGUUUGUGAAUGGUCCUGCUAAAGGCGUGGCCUUCUUAGCACUGCCGACGGGGAACCUCGACAACCAGGGGCUUCAACUUGAGCCUUGAAAGCCCACCAAAGUGAACAGAGAGGUUCCCCAACAGCAGAGCUGGUUGGGCGGCGUCUAGUCAACGGGUGGAAGGUCUCAACUGAGAAGAGGGCAUUUCUUUUCCGUAGAGUCAUUGCUUGCCACAUGCAUGUGUGCACUCAUGUAAAUUUCAUUGUCAUUUCAUACUGAAAGAAUAUACGUGUUCAUUGGAUAAGCUCCCUCUCUCUUGCAUUUAGAUUUAGCACUUGCAGAGACAGGUCACCGACAGAGUCUUUGUUUAACUACAAUGCAGAGGAUUGUUACAGGAAAAAUAAUCUACCCCCACCCCUGUAAGAAGACAUUCCAUGACUGUUUAACAGGUUUCAUGUAGCUGUUUUCUAUCUACGCAUUUAUCACAAUGUAUUCAAUAAACAGUCACUUGCUGACUACCACCCAGA
Messenger RNA from Pogona vitticeps (central bearded dragon), 8230 nucleotides. The record is from RefSeq and is a predicted model, not a curated record. Lineage: Eukaryota; Metazoa; Chordata; Lepidosauria; Squamata; Agamidae.